Messenger RNA from Ilex paraguariensis (yerba mate), 1639 nucleotides. NCBI's taxonomy places the organism in Eukaryota, Viridiplantae, Streptophyta, Magnoliopsida, Aquifoliales, Aquifoliaceae. The record is from the annotation of a GenBank genome assembly.
CUGUAGAUGAGGACUCAUCGCUGAUCGCCGGCGAUAUUUUGCUCUCUUCUCUCACAUUCACGGGUAUGUCUCGCAGCUCUCCACUGUUCAGUCUUCGUUCCCGUCGAAGCUUCUCUCUUUGGUCGAUGAAGAAAGAAGCGGAUCUCGAAGCGGCUUUAUCUCGAAAUCGCCGGUGGAUAGUCAAUAAUCAGAUCAAGAACAUAAUUCUCCGGUGUCCUAACCAUGUCGCAUCAGUUAAUUUCCUGCAGAAAAAGUUUAAGACGCUUGAUCUUCAAGGAAAAGCUUUGAAUUGGCUUAAAAAAUACCCCUGUUGCUUUGAAGUUUACCUCGAGAACGAUGUGUAUUUUUUUCGACUAACGAAGCGAAUGAUGUUUUUGGUAGACGAGGAAGAGUCCUUGAAAGAUAUGCAAGAAUCGGUGUUUGUAGAGCGAUUGGCAAAAUUGUUGAUGAUGAGUUCGAAUCAGAGGCUAAAUGUCUUGAAAAUAAAUGAAUUGAAGAGGAAUUUAGGGUUUCCUGAUGAUUAUUUGCUUAGAAUUGUACCUAAGUAUUCGGAAAUGUUUCGGAUUGUUAAUCACACUGGUAGACGGAGUUCAAUGGAGAUUGAGCUCAUAUCCUGGAACUCUGACUUAGCAGUUUCUGCACUUGAAAAGAUAGCUCGAAAGCAGGGUACUGAGCCUUCCUUUUCGUGCUCAUUACCAUUAACCUGGUUGAAAUCGUGGGAGAGAUUUCGCGAUUUUAAUGCAACUCCUUACAUUUCACCAUACUUGGAUUCUAGAGGGUUGGUUGAAGGAUCGAAGGAAAUGGAGAAGAGGACAGUGGGAUUGGUUCAUGAAUUACUGUCACUCACUCUCUGGAAAAAAGCAUCAAUUCUGAAACUGGGUCAUUUCAGUAGAGAGUUUUGUUUACCGGAGAAGUUGAAUGUAUUGCUGCUCAAACAUCCCGGCAUAUUCUAUGUUUCAAACAAGUAUCAGAUUUACACAGUUCUUCUUAGAGAAGGAUAUAAUGGGCUGGAACUGUUUGACAAAGAUCCGCUUGUUGUUGUGAAGGAGAAAUUUGGGGAAUUAAUGCAGGAGGGGCUUCAUGAGUAUAACAGGAGGCACUGUUUAUUGAAUUUGGAGAAGAACAGGAAGAAAGGCAUGAUUUUGGUAGAAUCAAAGAAAAGGAAGGACCGAAGCACUGAAACGUCUGACCAAGAUGAUCAGGAAGGUGAUCUAGGUGGCAUACUUGAUCCGGAAGAAAGAAAACGAUUCUAUAAAGUUCUCUUUGAUGACAGUGCGCCAUAAGUUUUGAACAGUGGUGUGUCACACAUGUUAGGAUCACAAAUUCAAGAUUCAAUAGUAUUUCAAGAGUUUCAUUGUUUAUAUGAGGGGGCAAGUUGGUGGGGAAGAACGUGGAGCGUGAUUCUAAGUUGUUACAUUCAUGGAGCAGUCUUGGAUGUGUUCACAUCUUAUCCCACCUCAUUAGAGCAACUCCAAGGGCCUCAAUGAAAUGCCCUUCUUAGCUAUUUUACAGAGGCAGUCCUUAAAUUUAUUUCCAACAGACUAGCUAUUUCCUAUAACCUUCAUUGGCUAGUUAUUCCUGGCGAGGCAAAGAAGCUCGCUAUUGUGUUUUUGCGCCAAUUUCUUCACCCACAACACCC